Messenger RNA from Carlito syrichta (Philippine tarsier), 345 nucleotides. RefSeq names its product prostate and testis expressed 2 (gene PATE2). Lineage: Eukaryota; Metazoa; Chordata; Mammalia; Primates; Tarsiidae. Bases 1 to 345 code for a protein of 114 amino acids. The transcript has 4 exons. The record is from RefSeq and is a predicted model, not a curated record.
AUGUUUGUUCUGUUUCUGCUGGGCACAGUUUUCUUUCUCUGCCCUCUCUGGGGUGAACUUCGAAACCCUCUAAAAAAAGAGACUGCAAUAAUGUGUUAUGAAUGUGGUAAAUAUCAUCUUGGGUUGUGCUAUGAUACCAUGAGGUCCUGCAACCUGAAGUAUAAACAGUCCUGUGCAGUUGAGAACUUUUACGUGCUUCCAAGAAAAGGGCGGAGUAUGUAUCGAUAUUCAAAACUGUCAUGUAUGACCUACUGUGAAGACAUCAACUUCUUGGGUUUUGAGAAGAGGACCGAGCUCAUCUGUUGCAAUCAUAGUAACUAUUGCAACCUCCCUGAUGGAGUCUAG